This is a messenger RNA of Etheostoma spectabile (orangethroat darter), 3165 nucleotides long. It is a transcript of the gene rsph10b, whose product is annotated as radial spoke head 10 homolog B. The record is from RefSeq and is a predicted model, not a curated record. Lineage: Eukaryota; Metazoa; Chordata; Actinopteri; Perciformes; Percidae. Bases 54 to 2606 code for a protein of 850 amino acids. The transcript has 19 exons.
CAUGGAGAUACAUAAACCGCCAACAAUUACACGGGAAAGAGAAGAAGAUAACGAUGAAAACCAGUAAACAAGAACACAAGCAAAUGUGCGGCAAUCUAAAGCUGCCACAUACAGCGAACAAAAGUGAAAAAAGGGAGUUAGUGAGCUCCCCUGGUAGUUUAAAAGUGGGUUCAGCGGGUGUAGAACCAAACCAAACGGAGCUCCGAGAGGAACAGUCCGAGGAGGAGGAUAUUUACCAACUCCCCACACUUCUUAGCUUAAUUGUACAGAGCUAUGAGGGGGAAACCUGGGAAGGACAGUUUCAUGGAGAAGGGGUUGCUUGUUUUGAAGGAGGCCUAACGUACAAGGGCAUGUUUUCCAAGGGACUCAUGGAUGGAUGUGGUGUCCUCACACUGGCAGACGGAUUGAAAUAUGAGGGAGAAUUUGUGUGUAACGUGCCCACGGGCCUGGGUACCUACACCUGGCCUGAUGGCAGCUCCUAUAAGGGGGAAGUGUACAAAGGUAUACGACAUGGGACUGGAACCUACAAAUGUGCCAAGAAUGGUUUGUCAUACACAGGGCAGUGGGAUCAGGGCAAGAGGCAUGGAAAGGGUGAAGUGUAUUAUAACCCCGAUAAGACCUCUUGGUACAAAGGAGAUUGGGUGAAGAACAACAGAGAGGGAUGGGGAAUAAGACGCUACCCCUCUGGUAACUUAUACUCUGGUGAGUGGAAAACCAACCUGAGACAUGGAGAGGGCACGAUGAGGUGGCUGAAACUGGGACAGCAGUAUGUUGGGAUGUGGCAGAAUGGAGUCCAGCAUGGCCGAGGCACACAUGUCUGGAUCCGGAGGCCAGCGGAUGGAUCCCUGUAUUUCCAGAGCAAUCAGUAUACAGGGGAUUUCGUUCGGGGUCAGAGGCACGGACAGGGGACCCUUUACUAUGCUGGUGGUGCGAUCUAUGAAAUUGGAUGGAGGAAUAAUAAGAAACACGGGAAGGGAAAAUUCACUUCUGAGGAUGGGCAUGUUUUUGAAGUAGAGUUUGUGGACGAUCUGAUGAUGACACACAACCUGAAUGGAAACAAAGCUCCCACUCCUCUGUCUGAACCCAACAUCUCUUUGGACAUUGAAUAUCUUUUGGAGAAAAUCCCUAAGAGAAAGCAUGACAUCGAGCGUAAACAGGUGGAGGUUGAGGUGCUGAAGCAAGACAGUGAGCUGAGGUCCAUUUAUAGUUUCUACAAAAGACUUGGCCAUGCCCACUCCUCAAAUAGCACUUUCCACCUGUCCCGCCUGCAGCUCUGGCGCCUUCUCAAAGACUGCAACAUCCACCAUUACAACAUCACUCUGACACAGAUAGACCAUAUGAUCAGAGAGGAUGCCACAACAGCAGAGAUUCACUCUCCUUUCACUCCCAUGCUUCUGCAUAGGCUCAUCAGCUGUCUAGUGGCUGUGGCCUACCACAUUUUCCAUAAGGACACGAUAUCCCAAAAUAACCUUCUGGCUGCCUGCUUUUCCAAACUGAUGACAGACAACAUCCUUCCUAAUGCUAAGAAUGUAAAAGGCUUCCUGUUUAGGCAGCCAGACUGUGCAGUUGUGGCUAUGAACUACUUAAAGAAGAGCUAUGAAGUCUUUCAGACUUACUGCAAAGUCAAUGCAGCACCCAGAGAUGACCAGACCAUGACUUGCCGACACCUCCUGUGGAUGUUCAGGGAUCUCCAUCUGCUGGACAAUAACCUGACCACAGCGAGAUUGCUGCAGGUCAUCACUGCAGAGAGCCGUGACCACAGAAACCUGUCUUCCUGUUUGGAUCUGGAGAUUACAUUCCUGGAGUUUUUUGAGGUACUUUUGGGCUCUGCUGAGGUAAAGGUUCAGCCUGUUUCUGAAGACCUAGAAGUGAAGUGUCAGCCAGUUUCUGAAGACCUGGAGGUGAAGGGUAAGCCUGUUUCUGAAGACCUGGAGGUGAAGGGUCAGCCUGUUUCUGAAGACCUAGAGGUGAAAUGUCAGCCAGUUUCUGAAGACCUGGAGGUGAAGGAUCAGCCUGUUUCUGCAGGCCUGGAAGAGGGCCAGUCACCGUCCAGCCCUGACACUGAGGCCAGGAGGGAUCUCCCUGAGGUGGCCAGCAAGAACAUCUUGCAGACUCCAAACAGCCCUUCCCAGUCGGUGGCAGCUCCGGUGAAUUCCCCCAUCACUCCUGAAAUCUCCAGCUCCCAGUCACUGGAGACAAGGGACAAAGCAGGACUAUCCACUGCUGAAGAAGUGGAGAGUCAACAAGACGACAAGACUAAAGUCAACGAGAAACCUCAGGCAGCAGUUAAGUCCAGUCAUGGUGGUGAUGAGGAGGAAAAUGAUGAAGAAGAAGAGGAGAGCUGGCAGGAGGAGUAUGAAGCAGGAGGAACCAGCAAAGAUACAGUGAAAGCUGAAGGAAAGGGCGUGCUAACCAGAGGAGUGGAGGCCAAAGUCUGUGACGUGGAGCUCUGGAACCAGAUGAUCCAUCAAUUCUUUAACCACUGUUUCUUCCCGGCUUUUGAACAUAACCAAUUAGUGUUAAAAAACAUUAAGGAGGACCAGCUCCGCCAGGGGGCCCAGAGACGCAUCGCUCUGGCCAAGGCCCGACAAACAACCAGCCAAUAAUACAAUUCUUGCCAUUCCCCGCUAAAAUUGAUUCAUUUUUGAUCUGUCAGUUUACAGUAUAAAUAUUAGUCAAUGUUUUAGUUAUGUCAUUUAUUAUUAUUAUUCAUAGGAUUUAACCAGGUACAACAGUAGUGGUGGCACUCAAUUUAAGAUUCCUCUACACUGAAAAGUUUACAUUAUGUAUUGUGGGUUUAUGGUGUGGAGAGAGAGAUAUAGAUAUAUAUAGGGGCUAUAGUAGGGGCUGAAAGAUUUGAUUGACCAGCUUUGAAAUGAAAUUAAAGCCAAGCAUCUACAUGAACACAACCACUAGAUGGCAGCUUAUCACUUUCCAUACCUGUGACUCCCAUUCCAGUAUUACCUCUGGCUUGCAUGUAAACUGUCUUUAUCCAAGUCCUCCUACUGCUUCUGUGCUAAUAGGAAUGUGACAUAGACAUGUAGUGCUCCGUGUUGUACUGUAUUGUGUUACAGGGAACAAGGAGGCUGGUAAAUGUCACAAGAUGCAUCUUAGAAACACGAUAAAGCCAACUGUUCUGUACCUGAACUACCCACACACCAAACA